UGUUGUGGAGGCCAAAAUGGCGGCUCAAGCGGCGGCGGCGGCCCAGGCGGCGGCGGCCCAGGCAGCGCAGGCGGAGGCGGCCGAGUCGUGGUACCUGGCGCUUCUGGGCUUCGCCGAGCACUUCCGAACUUCCAGUCCUCCCAAGAUCCGCUUGUGUGUGCACUGCCUGCAGGCCGUGUUCCCCUUCAAGCCCCCGCAGCGCAUCGAGGCCCGCACGCACUUGCAGCUCGGUUCCGUGCUCUACCACCACACCAAGAACAGCGAGCAGGCGCGCAGCCACCUGGAGAAGGCGUGGUUGAUAUCACAGCAAAUCCAACAGUUUGAAGAUGUUAAAUUUGAAGCAGCAAGUCUCUUGUCUGAGUUAUACUGUCAAGAGAAUUCUGUAGACGCAGCAAAGCCACUGCUGCGGAAAGCGAUCCAGAUCUCACAGCAGACUCCAUACUGGCACUGCCGCCUGCUCUUCCAGCUCGCUCAACUGCACACACUUGAGAAGGACCUGGUGUCAGCCUGCGACCUCCUGGGCGUGGGGGCUGAGUACGCUCGGGUGGUGGGAUCCGAGUACACACGGGCUCUAUUCCUGCUCAGCAAAGGAAUGCUGCUGCUGAUGGAGCGCAAGUUACAGGAAGUGCACCCGCUGCUGACCCUCUGUGGACAGAUAGUUGAGAACUGGCAAGGGAACCCCAUCCAGAAGGAGUCUCUGCGUGUCUUCUUCCUGGUCCUCCAGGUGACCCACUACUUGGAUGCCGGGCAGGUGAAGAGUGUGAAGCCAUGCUUGAAGCAGCUGCAGCAGUGCAUCCAGACCAUCUCCACACUGCACGAUGAUGAAAUCCUGCCCAGCAACCCCGCUGACCUCUUCCACUGGCUGCCCAAGGAGCACAUGUGUGUGCUCGUCUACCUGGUGACCGUGAUGCACUCCAUGCAGGCUGGCUACCUGGAGAAAGCACAGAAGUACACAGACAAAGCGCUCAUGCAGCUGGAGAAGCUCAAGAUGCUUGACUGCAGCCCCAUCCUGUCCUCCUUCCAAGUCAUCCUGCUCGAGCACAUCAUCAUGUGCAGGCUUGUCACGGGACAUAAGGCCACCGCGCUGCAGGAGAUCUCCCAGGUCUGCCAGCUGUGCCAGCAGUCCCCCCGGCUCUUCUCCAACCACGCGGCACAGCUGCACACACUGCUGGGCCUGUACUGCGUCUCCGUCAACUGCAUGGACAAUGCAGAAGCCCAGUUUACCACAGCCCUGCGGCUCACCAACCACCAGGAGCUAUGGGCCUUCAUCGUGACCAAUCUGGCGAGUGUGUAUAUACGGGAAGGAAAUAGACACCAAGAGGUACUGUACAGUUUGUUGGAAAGGAUCAAUCCGGACCAUAGCUUCCCUGUCAGCUCACACUGCCUGCGAGCAGCAGCUUUCUACGUGCGCGGACUCUUCUCCUUCUUCCAGGGACGAUACAAUGAGGCCAAGCGAUUUCUUCGAGAAACUCUGAAGAUGUCCAAUGCAGAGGACCUGAACCGGCUCACAGCCUGCUCCCUUGUGCUCCUGGGCCACAUCUUCUAUGUGCUGGGGAACCACAGAGAGAGUAACAACAUGGUGGUGCCUGCCAUGCAACUGGCCAGCAAGAUCCCAGACAUGUCCGUGCAGCUGUGGUCCUCAGCCCUGCUGAGAGACCUGAACAAGGCCUGUGGGAAUGCCAUGGACGCCCAUGAAGCCGCCCAGAUGCACCAGAACUUCUCCCAGCAACUGCUCCAGGACCACAUUGAAGCCUGCAGUCUCCCUGAACACAACCUCAUCACGUGGACGGACGGCCCACCCCCCGUGCAGUUCCAAGCUCAGAAUGGACCCAAUACGAGCCUGGCCAGCCUCCUGUGAGGCUCCUGAAGGGAGCUGCCCAGCUUCUCAGGGCCUCUGUGGGGCCCGGUGUAUCCCCUACUUCCAUCCAGACGGCUCUUGAGCUUUCCUUGGAGGUGUGCUGGAGUGGGUGUCCCCAGGCCUCUUUUCUGACUGUCUUCAGAGCUUCCAGGUCCCCAGGCAGUGUGCCGGGCUGAUUCCGCCCUCCCAGGAAGGGCUGGCCAGCCACUCCCACCAUGUAACAAGACCCCAGUGCUGAGGCUUGCAGGUGGGAUGUUGGAGCCAACUUUCCAGAGCCAUCCUUUAAAGUGGACUUGAAUUGCCAGUUCUGCUUCCACGUCUGAGUCACGCCUUCAAGGGAGCGUGUCUGGGCGGGGAGUGGGGUGCCAGUUGCCAGGGUGGGUGGUACCGCUGGUGCAUUGCCACGUGACUUCCGUCGCCUGGGCCCCUGUGCCUGGCUGGAGUGUUUCCUCUGUUCACAGCAGCUUCCAGAGCCCAGAGGCAAAACGCCAGUUUCUGCCCCAGAAUGGGAGGGAAGAAGUGAUGGCGCAUGUCAGGGACAAAAAUGCACAUCCUACCAUAACACUUUCCCAGCUUGCCUUUCUGCCCAGUGUCCCCCCAUCUGACAGCCAGGGCCUCUGGUUCGAAAUCCUGGAGAAUCCAGGAACUCGGCUUCCAAAACAUCUGCACCUUGACUGGAGUCCGUAUCCAGCCAUGGAGGUGCACGUUCUUGUAGACACGGGUGUGCACAUGUGUGCGUGUGUGUGUAGUGAUUCAUGGAGCUGGGGCGGGGGACUGAGACUCCUGUUGGCGCCAGCCUCCUUCCCCCAUCAGCAUCCAUACUGCUGGGCAGGAAGCAGAGGAAAAGGGAGGGGACCCUCCUCAGCCCAACUCAGGGUGCCUGAACGAAGAAGGGGCUUGCUUCCUGGCAGCUCUGUGGCCUCCUCAGCAGAGGACAUUCGCAGAGCCUGGUCCCUCAUGCUGCUCUCAGGAGGAAGGAUGAGGAGACCUACCCACCUUGGGUCUUGGGACAGCAUUGAAAGCUCUCCCUGAGCUGGACCCCAGGAGGCUCUACCAGGCCCAGACAACCAUGCUUGGUUCUUUGUGCUCCUCUUGGAUAACUGAGGGAGUGCCCCCGUGGUGAUGGGGGCAUUGGGGGCAGUGGAGGUUACCACCUCCUCCAGCUUCCAGUGCCUGGGAGCAUCCCCCCACAGAGGAGUGGUGAGUGGUCUUGCUAGUCAGGUGGCUUGUUAGUUUGCAUCUUGUUAUCCUUACACUGUGAGGGCUGCUUUUCAAAGCCUCAGUGUCUGACAGAAGGAACACUGGGAUCACUCAGGUCAGCUGCUCAGGCCCUGAGGCCUGAGUGUGCCUUAGCCACAAGCAGGGCUGUCAGCAGACCUCCCUGCGUAGGGCCAGUGCCCUUCCCAGGCCAGCAUCCGGCCACUGGGGGCCAGCGACAGGCAUGCAAAGUGAGCUGCUGAUUGGAGGCAUGGGCUGGCCAGGGCUUGUCAGAAGAGGACCCACCAUCUGUGUGGCAUCCUGGGUCACCCAGGAGAGCCUAGCACUGUCCUGUGCUGCUCAGGGCCACCUUCUUGGCUGACCCCGCCCUCCCCGGGCCUGUGAGGCCUACAGAGGAGGGUGUGACAUGUGGCCUGUCUUCCUCCCCCGCUCAAGGGUAUCCCCUAGGCCCUCCCUUCCAUCCACGGGACAGAGCCCCCCUCCCCUUGCCACAAGCUGCCCCUACUGGCCUAGACCCCGCACCGCCUGACCUCUCCAGACCCUCAUUACUUCGAUCACGCUGUGCAUCAUGUUUGUCUCUGCAUAUUUAUUUAAGCCUUUCUUUGCUUCUAGGGCAUUUUUUAUGUAGAGCAGUUGAAAUAAGAACCUCAAAACUUAACAUCUGUCCUGAUGUUAAAGUGCUUUUAGUGACCACUCUGUUAUCUAUGUUCAUGUAAAGUUAAGGAUAAGUUUUUAUGUUUACAGCUAAAAAUUCAGUACUCGAUAUUUAAUAUUCACUCUAGCUUUAUGGAAGCCAAACCGGGUGUACAUGCAUUUCUGCAUGUGCAAGCUUUGAACCUCCCCUUCCCCGUAGCAUCUUCUGGUUACAUAAAGCUGUCAUAAGUACCUUCCUGCAAGUCCAAAUUGAGUGCCUCACAGUUUCUCACUCAGUCAUCAGAAUUUAAGACAGGCAGCAAGUGAGCCCCCAGGGAGACCUUACAUAGUGUCAUAACUAAGUGUUUAGGAAGACCAGAUUAAAAACUCCAAGCCUUUCAGUGUACAGCAAUGCAAGGGAGCAGCAGAAAGAUCCCUGUUGGCAGGUAAAUUACUGAAAGCUAUUCUGACUCUCGUAUGUUCCUCCCACCUCCUCCUGGGGUCCUCAGGGCCUGUAGGUUUGGGGGACUGGGCUGGGAGAGCCCAGGUUCGCUGGCACGCAUGCGCACACCACUGCCUCCCCCGUGCUGGGUGUUUGCAGUCAUCCAUGGGUGAAGCGAGGGUCCUCUCCCUGGGGUAAGCACUCCACACCCCAUUGUUGGGAACACUGGCAAGGAAAUCAGAAAAGGGCUGCCUGGUGCAGUGGGUAAAUUUGUUGAUUGCAUUGUCUCUGUUUUGUUAAGGGUUUUUAAUAAGUAUGUUUGGCAUAAUGUCUUUUAAUGGGUUUGUAAUAUCUAUGGUUUUAGCAGCCUGUAACUUCAGCUGGUGCUUUUAAUCAGGAAAAAAAAUUUUGUAAAUACAAAACAUUGUUUAAAAGACAUAACCAUAGAACAUAGAUUCCCGUUUGUGGAUUUCUUUUCCUAUAUAUUCAAAGUAAAAUAAUUUGCAGGAGCCAUCA
Molecule: messenger RNA, 4667 nt
Organism: Neogale vison (American mink)
Lineage: Eukaryota; Metazoa; Chordata; Mammalia; Carnivora; Mustelidae
Gene: MAU2
Product: MAU2 sister chromatid cohesion factor
Exons: 19
Coding region: 17-1858 (613 amino acids)
Biological process (GO): mitotic sister chromatid cohesion; maintenance of mitotic sister chromatid cohesion
Cellular component (GO): chromatin; SMC loading complex
Molecular function (GO): protein binding; double-stranded DNA binding
Source: RefSeq, a predicted model, not a curated record